Molecule: messenger RNA, 213 nt
Organism: Ostertagia ostertagi
Lineage: Eukaryota; Metazoa; Nematoda; Chromadorea; Rhabditida; Trichostrongylidae
Source: the annotation of a GenBank genome assembly
AUGGAUCCAGCAGACAGAAAAUUCGAUAACUAUUGCGUGAUUGGCUUCCACGAUGCAUGCAUGAAGACUGCUCGGUUAUUUGCAAUUGUUGCAAGAAAGCCGUCAUCGAUGGAAAACGCUUGCCACGUGUUCUCCGAAUUUGAACCAGAACAACCAGCAACAGCCGUUGUGAAUUUCAUCAACAAGGUUCUAUUCGCCAACAGGCGUUCAUGA